This is a messenger RNA of Pangasianodon hypophthalmus (striped catfish), 9857 nucleotides long. It is a transcript of the gene myo18ab, whose product is annotated as myosin XVIIIA b. Lineage: Eukaryota; Metazoa; Chordata; Actinopteri; Siluriformes; Pangasiidae. Bases 274 to 7848 code for a protein of 2524 amino acids. Gene Ontology annotation, molecular function: protein binding; ATP binding; cytoskeletal motor activity. Gene Ontology annotation, cellular component: myosin complex. The transcript has 44 exons. The record is from RefSeq and is a predicted model, not a curated record.
ACGUUUUUACUGUAAGACCGCUACCAGCGCCUCCGCCUUCAUAUCGCAUCACACAUUUCCAGCACCAGCCGCCGUUUUCCAACGCAGUGCUGCGCCCUUCUGCGGAUACACACACUCACACACACACUCACACACACGCUCCUCGGAUAACGGCUACAUGAAUUAAGGCAUUCUGGACUUACAUAAGUCACACUGCCUCUGUAUGGAAAAAAGCCUCACGUUUGAAGAUAUAAGGGCCACAGGUGUGGGACUUGCUGUUGUGAGAGCUGAACCAUGUUCAACCUGAUCAAAAAGGACAAAGAGAAGGAUGCAGGGCGGAAGAAGGACAAGAAAGACAAGCGGGAGCGGAUGUCUGCCGCGGAGCUGCGCAGCCUCGAUGAGAUGAGUAUGAGAAGGGGCUUCUUCAACCUGAACCGCAGCUCAAAGCGGGACUCGCGCAACAAGCUGGAAAUCUCCAACCCCAUCCCUAUCAAGGUGGCCAGCAGCAUGGAGCUCAGUCUCAACGACAUCGAGUCGGAUGGGCUCAGUAACCGCAGCAGUGUGGUGCUCGACUCGGAGCAGCUCAGUGCUGCGAGCUCAAGCGACGAUCUGAAGGGCGACUACGGGAGUUCUGUGCGGGAGCGGGCAGCUAGGUUCGGCCCUCUGGCAUCACACAGCUCGCAGAUGAGCCAAAUUAUGAAGCGCUUUUCCUUCUCACAAAGGAGCAAAGAGGAGAGCACUUCGGAAGGUUCCACUCCAUCUGGCCAGAACUCUGCCGCACCGUCGCCUCAGGUGGAGAACAAGCUGCUGGACCCUGAGCGUAAGCAGAGCCUCCAGCAGCAGACUGCAGAUGGAAAGAAAGUUCGCAUCCCAGAGAUGGUGGAGAAGACCUUCCCAGCCAGUCUGCGUCUUCCAGCUGUAGUUCCUCCACCAACGCCUGAGAUUCGUGAGCUGGAACUGCAGCGGCGUAACACAGGCGACUUCGGCUUUUCCCUUCGUCGCACCACCAUGCUGGACCGAGCGGCUGAUGGGAGCGUGUACCGGCGAGUGGUGCAUUUUGCUGAGCCUGGUGCUGGGACGAAGGACCUGGUGCUGGGGUUGGUACCGGGAGACCGGCUGGUGGAGAUUAACGGCCGAAACGUGGAGAGCAAGAGCAGGGAUGAGAUUGUGGAGAUGAUCAGGCAGUCGGGUGAUUCUGUACGUCUGAAGGUGCAGCCGAUUCUGGAGCUGGGCGAAUUGAGCCGCUGUUGGCUCAGGAACACAGACGGGUUGCGCCGUGAUGCCUUAGACCUGGAGCCUGUGCAAAGUGCAUCUGUGUCCACAUCCACUCAGGUCCAGGGCCAGCCUGAGAAAUCGGCCUCAUCUCUCAGCCUCGCCGCAGUGUGUUCUCGUGCGGUCUGCUUCAGCGGACAGGUGGAAGAGGAUCCCGUGGCUAUCCUACAGGCGGCCCACGCUGCUGCCGCCCAGCCUAAGGUGAAGACAGAGGAGCAGAUAGCUGCAGAGCAGGCAUGGUACGGCUCCGAGAAACUGUGGCUGGUCCACAAGGAUGGCUUCUCUUUGGCCACUUUGCUGAAGACGGAGGCGGGCAGCCUGCCAGAGGGGAAGGUGAAGAUCAAACUGGAGCAUGAUGGGACAGUACUGGACGUGGAUGAGGAUGAUGUGGAGAAGGCGAACCCUCCAUCCUUUGACCGUUCUGAGGACUUGGCGACUCUGCUCUACCUGAAUGAGUCGAGCGUGAUGCAUUGUCUACGGCAGCGCUAUGGAGGAAACCUCAUCCACACUUACGCUGGGCCCAGCAUGGUGGUCGUCAACCCCAUCAGUGCUCCUUCCAUGUACUCUGAGAAGGUGAUGCACAUGUUUAAAGGCUGCAGGCGUGAAGAUACGGCACCUCAUAUCUAUGCUGUGGCUCAGUCGGCCUACCGGAACCUUCUGACCACGCGGCAGGACCAGUCCAUCGUUCUGCUUGGCAAAAGUGGCAGUGGCAAAACCACAAACUGCCAGCACCUGGUGCAAUACCUGCUCUCCAUCGCUGGCAGCACCGGCAAAAUCUUCUCAGCGGAGAAAUGGCAGGCAGUCUACACUAUCCUGGAGGCGUUUGGGAACUGUACAACCUCCAUGAAUUCAAAUGCAAGCCGCUUCUCCCAGAUCGUCUCUCUGGACUUUGACCAAACUGGCCAGGUGGCCUCCGCCUCCAUCCAGACGAUGUUGCUGGAGAAACUGAGGGUGGCCAAGAGGCCGGAGGCUGAGUCCACUUAUAAUGUCUUUUAUUACGUGAUGGCUGGGGCAGACAACACACUCAGGACCGAGCUACAUUUCAACCACUUUGCUGAGAACAACACCUUUGGAAUUAUGCCUCAGUCAAAGUCUGAUGACAAGCAGAAGGCAGCACAGCAGUUCACUAAGCUGCAGGCAGCUAUGAAGGUCCUCGGUAUCUCUGCUGAUGAGCAGAAAGCUCUUUGGCUCAUACUGGGGGCCAUCUACCACCUGGGAGCUGCUGGGGCCACGAAAGCUGGCCGUAAACAGUUUGCACGUCAUGAGUGGGCCCAGAAGGCGGCCUACCUCCUGGGCUGCACCCUUGAAGAACUUUCCUCGUCAAUCUUCAAACACCAUCCAAAAGGAACCCUGCAGAGAUCCACCUCCUUCCGCCAGGGUCCGGAUGACAUCGGCGCUGGAGAAAGCCCAGGUACAAAGAUCACGGCUCUGGAGUGUCUGGAGGCCAUGGCUGCUGGGCUCUACGCAGAACUCUUUACUCUCGUCAUCUCCCUCAUCAACCGAGCACUGAAGUCAAGUCAGCACUCAUUGUGCUCUCUUCUAAUUGUGGACACUCCGGGUUUUCAAAACCCUCGGCUGGCUAAGCGCGGCGCCACUUUUGAGGAGCUGUGCCAUAACUAUGCUCAGGAGCGCCUGCAGGCCCUGUUCCAAGAGCGCACAUUUGUGCAGGAGCUGGAGCGAUACAAAGAGGAAAAUAUAGAGCUUGCAUUAGAUGACAUAGAGCCCAGUACAUCCUUAUCUGUAGCGGCUAUAGACCAGGCCUCAACCCAAGCGCUGGUGAGGACGCUGGCGAGGACUGAUGAGGCACGUGGAUUGCUGUGGCUGAUGGAGGAAGAGGCUCUGCAGCCCGGGGGCUCUGAGGAAACUCUGCUGGAGCGCCUUUUCAGCUACUAUGGCCCCACGGAGGGAGAGGUCAAAGGCCCUAACCUGCUGCUGAAGAGUGAGAAAAAGCAUCACUUCCUGUUGGGUCAUAGUCAUGGCACAGACUGGGUGGAAUAUGAUGUUCUGGGCUGGUUGUGCCACGCCAAGCAGAACCCAGCCUCCCAGAAUGCUGCCACUCUGCUGCAGGACUCGCAGAAGAAGAACAUCAGUGGGCUGUUCAUGGGGCGUUCAGGAGGAGCCACAGUGCUGUCGGGCUCCAUUGCCGGCCUUGAAGGAGGCUCUCAGCUGGCCCUGCGUCGCGCCACAAGCAUGAGGAAGACUUUCACCACCGGCAUGGCUGCUGUCAAAAAGAAGUCCCUUUGCAUCCAGAUCAAGCUGCAAGUGGAUGCUCUUAUAGACACUGUGAGGCGUUCCAGGGUGCAUUUUGUGCACUGCCUGCUGCCCAAAGCGGAGGCCCAGAGUGGAGAGCUACGUGUUCACGGAGAAAGCAGUGACACAGGGCUCAUGCAGCUAGACGUGGUGCUGCUGCGUGCUCAGCUCCGAGGCUCCAAACUGCUCGAUGCUCUGCGCAUAUAUCGCCAAGGUUACCCCGAUCACAUGGUGUUCUCCGAGUUCCGCCGGCGCUUUGACGUACUAGCACCCCACCUGACUAAAAAGCACGGACGCAACUAUAUUGUGACAGAUGAGAAAAGGGCUGUGGAAGAGCUGCUGGAGUUUCUGGAGCUGGAGAAAAGCAGUUAUCACAUGGGUUUGAGCAGGGUGUUCUUCAGGGCAGGCGUUCUGGCUAAGCUGGAGGAACAGAGGGAUCUGCAGACCAGGCGCAACAUCACUCUCUUCCAGGCCACCUGCAGGGGCUACCUCGCCCGGCAAGCCUUCAAAAAGAGGAAGAUCCAAGACCUGGCCAUCCGCUGCAUCCAGAAGAACAUCAAAAAGAACCGUGGCGUGAAGGAUUGGCCCUGGUGGAAGCUCUUCACCACCGUGCGGCCUCUCAUCCAAGUGCAGCUCAGCGAGGAGCAGAUCCGUGGCAAAGACGAGGAGAUUCAGCAGCUGAAGCUGAAGGUGGAGAAAGUGGAGAAGGAGAGAAAUGAGUUGCGACUCAACACUGAUCGUUUGGAGAGCAGGAUCACAGAGCUGUCAUCAGAGCUAGCUGAUGAAAGGAACACAGGCGAGUCUGCCUCUCAGCUGCUCGAGUCCGAGACCUCUGAGAGACUACGGCUGGAGAAGGACAUGAAAGACCUUCAGGCCAAGUAUGACUCUAUGAAGAAGCAGAUGGAGUCUAUGGAGAUGGAGGUGAUGGAGACUCGGCUCAUACACGCCUCCGAGCUUAACGGAGAGAUGGAUGAUGAUGACACAGGAGGAGAGUGGAGACUGAAGUAUGAGAGAGCAGUCAGGGAGAUCGAGUUCACCAAGAAGAGGCUGCAGCAAGAGUUCGACGACAAACUGGAGGUUGAGCAGCAGAACAAGAGGCAGCUCGAAAGAAGGCUGACAGACAUGCAGGCAGACAAUGAGGAGGUGCAGCGGGUGGCGCAGCAGCUGAAGAAGAAAUGCCAGAAGCUGACAGCUGAGCUCCAGGACACCAAACUCCACCUGGAGGGCCAGCAGAGCCGCAACCAUGAGCUGGAGAAGAAGCAGAGGAAGUUUGACUCUGAGCAGAGUCAGGCCCAGGAGGAGGUGCAGAAAGAGAGAAGUCAGCGUGAGAAGCUGAGCCGGGAGAAGGACGUACUGACCGGAGAAGUGUUCAGCCUCCGACAGCAGCUGGAGGACAAAGACCUGGAAAUGUGUGCUCUCAAUCUGAAGUUGGAGCAGAUGGAGGCUGAGCUGCAGGAUCUGAACUCUCAGGAGUCGAAGGAUGAGGCCUCGCUAGCCAAGGUGAAAAAGCAGCUCCGUGACUUGGAGGCAAAAGUCAAAGAUCAGGAGGAGGAGCUUGAUGAGCAAGCAGGAACUAUUCAAAUGUUGGAACAGGCCAAGCUACGUCUGGAGAUGGAGAUGGAGAGGCUGAGACAAACACACUCUAAAGAGAUUGAGAGCAAAGAUGAUGAGGUGGAGGAGAUCAGACAGUCAUGUAGUAAGAAGCUGAAGCAGAUGGAGGUCCAGUUGGAGGAGGAGUAUGAAGAUAAACAGAAGGUCCUUAGGGAGAGGAGAGAGCUAGAAGCCAAGCUGCUGACCGCUCAAGACCAGGUUAGCCACAGGGAUGUGGAGACAGAAAAACGCCUCAGGAAAGACCUGAAGCGCACCAAAGCCCUUCUGGCUGAUGCCCAGAUCAUGCUAGACCACCUGAAGAACAACGCACCUAGCAAGAGGGAAAUUGCCCAGCUGAAAAACCAGCUGGAGGAGUCUGAGUUCACCUGUGCUGCUGCAGUCAAGGCCCGCAAGGCCAUGGAGGUGGAAAUCGAGGACCUUCAUGUUCAGAUGGAUGACAUCUCCAAAGCCAAGCAGGCUUUGGAGGAACAACUGAGCCGUGUGCAGCGGGAGAAGAACGACCUGCAGUCGCGCAUGGAGGAAGACCAGGAGGACAUGAACGAGCUCAUGAAGAAGCACAAAGCGGCUGUUGCCCAGUCCUCUCAGAGCCUGGCACAAGUCAGUGAGCUCCAGUCUCAGCUAGAGGAGGCCAUGAAGGAGAAACAGGAAAUCCAGGAGAAGCUCAUGGGACUGCAGAGUCAGCUGGAGUUUCAGGAACAGUCCAUGGUGGACAAAUCUCUGGUCAGCAGGCAAGAGGCCAAGAUCCGCGAGAUAGAGACCAAACUUGAGUUUGAGAAGACACAGGUGAAACGUCUGGAGGGUCUAGUGUCGAGGCUGAAGGAGAAUGUGGAAAAACUGACGGAGGAACGCGACCACCGUAGCACAAGUGAGAACCGUGAGAAGGAGCAAAACAAACGAUUGCAGCGUCAAAUCCGUGACCUCAAGGAGGAGAUGGGUGAACUGGCCAAAAAGGAGGCUGAAGCCAGCCGGAAAAAGCACGAGUUGGAAAUGGACAUUGAGAGCUUGGAAGCUGCAAAUCAGAGUCUUCAGGCGGAUCUCAAGCUGGCCUUCAAAAGGAUCGGUGACCUGCAGGCUGCUAUCGAAGAUGAGAUGGAGAGCGAUGACAAUGAGGAUCUUAUCAACAGUUUACAAGACAUGGUGAAUAAGUAUCAGAAACGAAAGAACAGAACUGAAGGUGACUCAGAUUCCUGCUCUGAAGUGGAGGACCGAGUUGAUGGUGUGAAGACCUGGCUCUCCAAAAACAAAGGCUCAGCCAAGAAUCUGUCAGAUGACAGCAGCCUUAAGAGCUCAAGAUAUGCUGCAAACAGUGAUGCCAAAGAGGGGAAGGAAUGGCAAGAGAAUGGCAAAGAAGGUAAAGGUUUAGACCAGAGUAGGCCGGUGUCUGUGAUGAGUUCACUCAGUUAUAGGAAACGCUCCAACCUUAAGGAUUCUCUUGGUGGCAAAGGAGAUGAGGACUCACUCUUUAGCACCCUCAAGGAGCAGGAUGACUCUCAGGAGCUCUCAUCCUUCCGCAAAAGCAAAGCAAAGCAGCCAGAUGCCAGGGACUCCUACUCAGUGAACUCCUGGAGGAAGGAUGAUCUGGAUGACAGGGGCUCAGUUAUCUCACAGGCUUACUCAGAGGCAGCCAGCAGGGCCAGGAAGGGCAUGGACAGCCGCUGGUCAGAGUUAGACAACAAAUCGGUUGUGUCGUCCAUGGGUCCAAGCCGAGCCUCUUGGUUGGAUGAUGAUGAUGUCAAAUCCAGUGUGAGUACUGCAAGCAUGCUGAGUCGUCGCCGCAGCAUGUCUCGGCUCGACGAACGCCUGAGCGAGCGUGGCUCAGCAGUUAGUCCAUCCCUGAGCUGUAGAAGUCCAGGAAGUGUGAGCCGGAGAAGCCCUGGUAGUGUGAGCCGUGCUGAUUCCCGUAUGUCCGUAGCUCGCAGCUGCCGCCUCAGUGAGUUUGAUAUGGAUGAUGAUGCCAUGAGUGUGGCUUACAGUGAAUUGCGCUCCAACUCCUACAGUCCCCACCACUCCUCCACCGGCCGCAGCAUGUCUGUGCCCCCAAGGUCAAGAGCUACCGACGCUGAUCUGCCUGAUGCCUCCGACCUCAAGCCCGUCAGCCACCGCAACUACCUCGACCCAGCUCUGGAGGCAGCCAUCAAUGAGGUGCUGAACUUCAAGCCCAUCAAGUUCAAGCGGAGCAGCCUGGAAGACUCUGAAGCCGAGAUCGGCAAGCUGAGCAAGCGUGGGCAGGACGAAGAAGAUGAGGUGAAGAGUGUGAGGUCUGGCAGGGACAGCAGCCGCUGCUCCUCCAGCUUGAGGCGCUCUGCUUCAGCCGUGGACUUCCAUCGCUCCAGCAGCAGCCUGAGCACCCGCAGCAGGAAGAAGAGCAAGAGCAGGAAAAAGAGGAGCCACAGCUCUGAUUCCUCUGAGAAUGAGCGUAGAAGAAGGAGGUCCAAGAAGAAGGGGAAAAAAAAGAAGUCGAAGAAGGAGUCAUCCUCAUCGUCCUCUUCUUCCUCCUCUGAAUCUCAGUCUAGCUCAGAGUCAGAUUCUAGCUCGGGAGCCUCCACUAUCUCAUACAGAAGUGCUAACAGCGUCAAGAGAGCUCCUGGUAGGCAGGCAUCAGCUUCUGAAGACGAGGGAGAGCCUGGAGGCUGUUCUGAAGCAGCUCCGCCAAUCAGCAAGAAAGAGAAGAAGAAAAGGAAGAAGAACGUGGAUAGUGUAAUGAUGAAGUAUCUGUACAGGCCAGACAGUGACUGAAGAUGGCAGUAGCCCCCCCUCUGGCCGAAGACGCUUCUGCCUCAACAGAUCCGAUGAAGAAGAAGAGGAGGAGGAGAAGGAAGAAAGGCGCACAGCCCGAAGCUCCUACCGCUGCUAAUACACCUGGAGCAGCUACCUGAAUGACAGGGGCAAGCAGGAGAUGUGUUAUACUUCUAUACACUCAACAACAAGCAAAUACACAAACUCACACACUUUCUCUCUCUCUCCCUCUCUCUCUCCCUCUCUCUCACACACACUCACACUCACACACACACUCACAUCUUGCGACUCAGUAUUGGCCUUCUUGGAGGUCUGAUGCAAAUGAGAGGAUCUCUAUCUAGGAGAAUUACUCUGGAGCACCAUCAUCCAUCUGUUUACUGCACUGCACACACACAGCUCUCACUUUUGGUGAUGUUACUUCUACUUUCAUGCAUUGUGUUAUGGAUACUUAAGCCAUUGAGUAUCAAAGACGCACUACACUGGAAGUUUUUUUUUUUUUUUUUUGGACCUGCUUUGUCUUGUUCCCCCAAGUGCUUCCCCAGAGUGUACUGCAGCAUUCCUCCUGCUUUCUGCCCUGCUCGGCCAGCGGUGCUGCCAGCUGCCGCCACAAGUUCAGCUGAGCUAACGAAACCUGGGAUUAGCUUGCUAUGGUAAAGUGGGGAGAUUUGUCCUGUUUGCACUUGAAAAUAGGAAAAUGGAAAGAAAUACUGUUGUACCAAAAAGCCUUUGUUGCAAGUGUGUACAUAGAUUUUAGGGCAAGUGUUUUUUUCAUGACUCUGAGUCAGUGGAGAGAGUGAGUCGAGGAAGUAGUGUCAUCAAUUUAAGCUCAGCUUCCUGCAGGUAUGAGCAAACUCCCUCUCUCUGUCUCACACACACACGCACACACGCACACACACACACACACACACUGCGUCCUGAGACCCUGAGCUGUCUUUCCUCAGUGAUCUUGCAGUGCAGUGAAUUCAUUUUUUCAUGCCCCUGUUUCUCCCUCUCCAUCCUCACUGUGAUUUAAUGUGUUUUGGGAUGUCACACAUCAUUCGCCUGACAGUACUGUGCUCAUGAUGGAAAUUUUUGGCUCAACUGUCAUCUUCUUCCUUUUUCAUCAUUGUUCUUAUGCUUAUUUUGUUUCUUGCUCCUAGCAUACAUUCUGGCUUUCCAAAGGGAAUGCGCUUGAUCCUAAGUUUGGUGCAGUUUGAUAAUUACCUUGCCUAUUUCCUUUAUUGUCACAGUGGUCAAAUACUGGAAAAUGCAUCGUCAUUAACAGCUGUGAAUGGCUUUUACCGUGAUAUCAUACAGCUAAACAACACACAAGUGGCAUGAGCACAUGAAUAGAACUGAUGCUGUGAAUCCAUCUUUCUUUUCUUGCUUCCUUUCUUAUUUCCUUACAUACAUCUUUAUGUAUUUCCUUAAAAUCCUUGCUUACUUACUACCUUCCUUCCUUAUUUCCUCCCUUCCUUUGUUCCUCAAGUAUGUUUCCAAGUUGGAUUCUGCAGUAUUUUCAACCUUACUUUUUACAUUUUAGGUGUAGCUGCGCAUAACAGAGCUCCUUCUCUUGUUGCUAUUAUUUUGCUUUCAUUAUAUUAUUUAUGGACUAGCAUUAAUGAAUUGAGCAAAUUUGCCAAAUGCACACCGUUUUCGAAAAAGCAUGGAGAGGAAAGACUCGCUGCUUUUAUUUUAUUUCGAAGGGAGCCAGCAUUUGUUUCACAUGGUUUUUAAUGGACUCUCAUAGGUCAGUGAUUUCAUCCUCAUUUCUAUGCAGUCAUUAUUAAUUUUAUUAUAAAGAGUGUGUUUUAUCAUGUUUCUUGCUCCAUACAAACAUAAGGCAAAAAGAUACGUACACACUGCUGGCUGUACACAUUAAUAUGAAUAUAUAAGUCUGUAUGAUUCAUCAUAGCUUUAAAAAUAACUCAUGUUUAUUUUCCUUAUUGAAUAAAUGACCACUUGUUUUAAGUAACAAUUUUUUCCAUUAUGGUUUAAUAUAUUGUAAAUAAAUGAUGGUGAUUGUUAGA